Messenger RNA from Pseudophryne corroboree (corroboree frog), 2844 nucleotides. RefSeq names its product chloride channel accessory 4 (gene CLCA4). The transcript has 14 exons. The record is from RefSeq and is a predicted model, not a curated record. NCBI's taxonomy places the organism in Eukaryota, Metazoa, Chordata, Amphibia, Anura, Myobatrachidae. Gene Ontology annotation, biological process: chloride transport. Gene Ontology annotation, molecular function: intracellularly calcium-gated chloride channel activity. Gene Ontology annotation, cellular component: plasma membrane. Bases 1 to 2844 code for a protein of 947 amino acids.
AUGGCAACGGUACUAAGGAACAUCUUUGCAUUAGCUCUAGUUUUUUAUGUUCUUACAAUAUGUAAGAGUUCUAUGGUAACGCUUAAUGAUGGAGGUUAUGAAGAUAUUGUUAUUGCAAUUAAUCCUCGUAUAGGGGAAGAUCUAAAUAUUAUUGAGAAGAUUAAGGAUAUGGUAAAAGAAGCCACAGGCUAUUUAUUUCAUGCUACAAAGAAAAGACUCUACAUACGUAAUGUGAAAAUUUUAAUUCCCUCUUCAUGGACUGGAAAUAACUACACAAAGCCUAAAACAGAAACAUAUGAUAAGGCAGAUAUUAAAAUCGCAAAUCCUUCUCUAAAAUAUGGAAAUGACCCAUAUACUCAGCAAUAUAGAGGAUGUGGAGAACAAGGCGAAUUCAUACAUUUUACUCCUGACUUCAUGACUGAUGAUAAACUUUUAUCAGUCUAUGGGCCUCGAGGUAGACUGUUUGUGCAUGAAUGGGCUCAUCUCCGAUGGGGCGUCUUUGAUGAAUACAGUUUAGACAAACCCUAUUACAUUGCAUCAAAUUUGAAGGUUGAAGCCACAAGGUGCUCGGUUGAUAUUUUUGGUAAAAACACAGUACAGAUAUGUAAAGGAAGCGUAUGUACCAUUAGAGAAUGUGAUUUUAAUCCUGACAAUGGCCUUUAUGAAGACGGUUGUGUUUUUGUGCCUGACAAGUCGCAGUUUGUUACAGAAUCUAUAAUGUACAAUCAAGCACUACCUGAUGUAACUGAAUUCUGUGAUGCAAGUAACCAUAACACUGAGGCUCCAAACCUGCAAAACGAAAAAUGUAGAUACAGAAGCACAUGGGAUAUCAUCAUGAACUCCACCGAUAUAAUUUCCACUCCUCCAAGACCUGAAUUCAGCAUUCCUGAUCCGACCUUCACUCUGCUGCAGCCCUCAGAAAGAAUACUGACUUUAGUGCUCGAUGUCUCCGGAAGUAUGGGAUCUUAUGGGCGUAUUCAGCGGUUGUACCAGGCGGCAGAUGUUUUCCUUAUUCAAAUCAUUGAGACAAAUUCUUUUGUUGGAAUGGUCAAGUUUUCAAGUACUGCUUCAGUCAGUUCACAAUUAGUCCAAAUAAGAAGUGAUGUAGAACGCAAGCAGCUGAAAGGUCUACUUCCAACAACAGCAAGUGGAGGAACACAUAUAUGUGCAGGGAUCCUGGCUGGUAUUCAGGUAAAUAAAGGAAACUCUGGUUCAGCAGCUGGCACUGAAAUACUAUUACUAUCAGAUGGAGAAGACAAUUAUGAUACCAGACUUUGUUUCUCUGAAAUAAUUAACAGUGGAGCAGUUAUUCAUGUAAUAUUCCUGGGAUUAGCUGAAGAACCAAACCUUAAAGAAAUUGCAAAAGAUACAGGUGGAAAUACAUUUUUAGCCACAGAUACAGUGGAUACAAAUGGUUUGAUUGAUGCAUUCAGUGCAAUUUCAGCUGGAAAUGGAGAUGUUACCCAGCAGGCCAUUCAGCUGGAAAGUGCUGGCUUAAGCCUUAAAUCAAAAGAGUAUUUGAAUGGCACAGUAUACAUUGAUAACUCAAUUGGGAAUGAAACAUUUUUUUUAGUCACUUGGCAAACUGCAGUAGCAAGUAUUACUUUACGAGAUCCAAAAGGAAAGGUGUAUACUGCCGCACAAUUCGUCCAUGACAGCACUGCUAAAUCAUCAAGGCUCGCAAUCCCAGGAACAGCAGAGAGAGGUCCCUGGGAAUACAGUAUUGGCAACACAGCUGCAACAGUUCAAGUCUUAGGUAUAGUGGUGAAUUCCAAAGCUGUAGAUGAAAAUGUUCCUCCAGUUGUUGUAGAUGCUCACAUGAGCCAAGACACAAACAAAUACCCAAACCCAAUGAUUAUCUAUGCCUCAGUGAAUCAAGGCCUGACACCUGUCAUGGGAGCAAAAGUUACAGCGAUAGUUGAACCAGUGAGUGGACCCUUAAUCACCUUAGAGCUUCUGGAUAAUGGAGCAGGUCCUGAUAUUGUUAAGGAUGAUGGUAUCUAUUCAAAAUACUUCAUAGAAUUCUCGGCAAAUGGAAGAUAUGCUUUAAAAGUACGUGUUGAAAGUAACAAGGGUAAAAGCCGUUUGGUACAGCCCAGUAAUCGUGCCCUAUACGUUCCAGGUUUUAUAGUAAAUGGAUCUAUUACCAUGAACCCUCCACGUCCGGAAAUUAAUUAUGAAGAUCUUAACUUGGGAGACUUCAGUAGGACAGCUUCAGGUGGUUCUUUUGUGGUAUCUAAUGUCCCUGCAGGAAAUCAACCAGAUAUCUAUAAACCAGAGAAAAUAACUGACUUAAAGGCAGAGAUAAAAAAUGAAAGCAUUGUGUUAUCCUGGACUGCAACCGGUGAUGAUCUGGACCAGGGAAGUGCUUCAAGCUAUGAUUUAAGAAUGAGCACCAAACACAUUGACCUCCAAAACAACUUUGAUGGAUCAACUCCAAUCAAUGUCUCCCACAUCACUCCAUUGCCUGCUGGAUCCAGAGAAGCAUUCACAUUUGUACCGGAAAAUAUUGUUAUUCAAAAUGGCACUAUCCUGUAUUUUGCUAUAAUUGCUAUUGAUAAAGUGUCCCAUAAAUCAGAUGUAUCGAACAUAGCCCAAGCAGCUCUCCUACUUCCUCCAACACCGGCUCCCACAACACCAGCUCCCACAACUAUCUCACCUCAGCAUACAACUCUCGCAUCUAGAACAGAUUUCCCUGCUAAUAAGAGUACAGAGAAUAUUAACAUAACAGAGGUGACACUGAUUGUGUGUUCAGCUGUAAUUGCUAUUUGCAUUAUAAUAAGUAUUACAGUCUGUAUUGUGAGCUGUCAGAAGAAGAAAAAGAACCCAGCAACAAGAGUGUGA